This is a messenger RNA of Cynara cardunculus var. scolymus (artichoke), 850 nucleotides long. RefSeq names its product protein RDM1. The transcript has 3 exons. The record is from RefSeq and is a predicted model, not a curated record. Gene Ontology annotation, cellular component: RNA polymerase V complex; nucleus. The coding region runs from base 149 to 661 and encodes 170 amino acids. Lineage: Eukaryota; Viridiplantae; Streptophyta; Magnoliopsida; Asterales; Asteraceae.
CUUUACGCCACGCAGACACACACACACACACACUCUUUCUCUCUCUAGAAUCGAGCUUUGAAUUGCAUGUAACGGUACGGAAACAGAGAGCGAGAGAGAGAGUUCAGAGCCGACUGACGGAGGGUUUCUGUGUUGCAUGUGAUUCACUAUGAAGAGGACCAUGCCAUUUGCUUUAGAUAUAUCAUCGGAUGAUGAUGAUGAACCUUCUCCAUCCAACGGAACCAAAAAUCUUGCUGGUGGCAAGCGACCAAAAAGUGAGACUGCAAUUAUCAAUCCUGCCAAAAAAGUAGAAACUGAAGAAUUAUUGACCAAAAGUGCAAAAAUGUAUCAAGAGUACAUGCAGCAGAUCCCAAUUCCGGCACAGCGUGGGACAGUCAUCCCGUUUGCCACAUGGAAAGAUCUAGCCACAUCCAUGAAACAGUUGUACCAGCAGCCGCUCCAUUACCUGACCAACAUUCGUAUGAAAGAGUGGGAUGAAAUGGCGAGUGACGAAGGUGCAGCAGCAUUAGACACCAUAAUUCAUCCGUGUAAAGCGGAAACUAACGUCUGGCUGAUGGAAGAAGUUCACAGGCUGACAUCGUCUUAUCAGUUUCUUGCUAAACUAUGGUUAGCUGAUCCAAAGUACCAUGCUUCCAUUGAUAAGGUUUUCCCCCAAUUAUGAAGCUGCCUGCUUAUUUCUCAUGUAAUCCUUCUUUACUAAUUGGCAUGUUUAGUUUAGUUUAGUUUUAGUUUAGUUUGCGUAAUCAGGGUUUACAAUAUCAGAAUUCUCUUGAGGAAAUUUCUUAUUGUGCUUUAUCUGCAACUUUUUCUUGUUUGUUUUUCAAUAAUCCACCACAUUCCUUGAAAUCAA